CUUAUUUUAGUACUUAUGAAAAAUAAGAAAAUUCCGAAAAAUAUCCAUAAUGUUAAAACCGACGAGCAAGUCUAGCCCGCUUUCAGAUAACCAACAUGAAGUUACGAAGAAGAAACCGACGCGACCUGUGCUCUACAAGAGAGCACAUUCCGCUAGUCCAGUAGCCCCGAGACCACGAGACCCUUCUCAAAUAAAAAAGCUGGCCAAGUACAGGAGAUGUCAAAGUCUUUCACCGGCAAAUCAAAUGCUGAAGGUAUCAUUUGACCCUCUGGAAUAUACACAACAAACAGCUUCGACCCCACUGGAUAAUACAAACAAAGGGACUACACGAAACAACAUAUAUCAAGAACCAGAAAAAGAUAUAGUCAUGCCCAAGUGCAUCAUUAGUAAGACAAUGCGAGUGUUGGCCACAAGGAAAAGAGAAUUUCUUAAACUUAAGAAGAACUUAAUAGCUCAACAGAAUUCGCUCCUGGCACAAUAUGCGGCACUCAAAGAAAUGGAGUUGCAUGUGGGAGCCACAGACGAAGCGUUAAGUGAGAUACGAAUCAUAACACUGAAAGGAUGGGCAGCGCACGACAUUCUUCUCCUCUUGAGGGAUGACGUUAACUUACCAUGGGCUUCGGAUAUAAGUGGCGUGCUCGGUCCCCAAGUGCUGCAGCAGCUAGUAGCACAAUUGAAUCCAAUUCCGGAAGAGGUAGUGGGCAUGGGCGCUGAGUUGAUGAUUCGCCGCAUGGAACUGCUGAAUCUGCUGCGCUGCAAGCAUCGAAGCGAUCGCGCUACUUAUAUUACAAAUUUGGAAUGGAAGGCCAAAAAUAUGGAUUUUGAUGCCGAAACUGAAACGUUACAAAGAAUGGUGGCUGGGGUUGCAGAAAAUAUAAAAGCCAAGAUCACUUACUCCCUUGAUCUCGCUAAAAUACCUUGGAUAGAUCGUGAUUCUUUUACGAAAAAAAUUCAACGAUUGCAAAAAGAGAACACCGUUCUUCAACAUAAAGUUGAAGAAUUAUCUAAAAAGAAUAACGACGACACUAAAGUAGUUUCUGAAGCUAUUAAACCUGAAACAAAUACCCAACAUCAGGCAUUAAUGGAGGAACUUAAUAAAGAGCGAGCUGCUCGGGAUUCGUUGAAGGAAGUCGUCUCGGCAGCAGAGAGUAUGCUUCGAGUAGCGCGAGCGCGGAACGCAACUUUAGAGAGACAAUUAAAGGACUCGCAAACCUCUCUUGAGGCAGCUCGGCGCAAGUAUAAAGAUUUGGAGCAGUUGUAUCGUCAUCGGGAAUCAAAUUAUGAUGCGCGAUCUAAGAAACUAGUGGAAGUUACGAAGACUGGUGAAAUAACUAUUGAAACGUUAUCACGACAGCGUGAUGCUCUAGAACUCAGAGUAAAGGAAUUACGAGAACAGGCUGAAUUGACAGAACGUGCAAUAGCGGCCAGACAGACAGAAGAGAGAGCUCGCAUCGACACGCUGCAGGCGAAGGUAGCAGAACAGGAAAAGGAAAAAGCUGCUUCUGAAGAGCGAGUCGCAGAAUUUAAAGGUCGCAUUAUGGAGUUAGAGGAACAGCUGAAUAAUUUACGUGAACGUUCUACUCGAUUGGUUGAUCUUGAGCGCAGACGUUGUCUUGAAUACAUCCCCUCCAGAGAAUGUGAACCAUCGGAUAAAGAAACAGAAAUUUGGAAAGAACUGCAAUCAACUCGCGUGGCGUUGUCACGCGCUGAAGAAGAGAUCCGCCGCCGCAAAGCUGAUAAAGAAAGUUUCUUAAAUUCAUUGUCGAGAAUCGCGCAAGAAGAAGGUGCUGAUAAAAAUGAUAAAAUGGCUGCAGAGUUGUUACGUAGAGAGCAAAAAAUUAUCAAACUCCAGCAUGUAGUCGAUGAGCAGAGAGAAAACGAGAGAAUAAUGGAGCAAAGUAUGACUGAAUAUGAAAAUCAAUUAGCUGCGCUACGUUUGGAAGUAAAACGUUUACGGAACUACGAAUGCUACACUAAAGAAAUAUCAUACCAAGAAUUACAAACAGAGGUGUUGGAGCUGCACAUGCAAGUGGAACAGCUAACUCGUGAAAGAGCUACAUUAGUAAAUGCGGCAGCGUCACGCGCAUUGAUGUUGGAGCGACAUGAACGAUCCGCUGACUUGUUUGCUAAAGUGACGCGAGCACGACGAGAGCUUGCUGCUUUCCUCGAGGGAGGAGCUGAUCCACCAGCCAUUGACAAUAAUAUGCAUGCUGAGAUUUCACGAUCAUUAACAUCAGUAUGUGCACGCGCAGCUGACACUUGGUCAGCUCUCCGAGCGGAACGUGCUCGUGUACUUCAUUUAGAAAGCGCCGUGCUCGCACAAAGCUUACAGCUAGAAAAACAAGGACGAGUAAGGACACAACUUGAGCGACGCAAAACUUUGCUGGAAAGGGAAAUAGUUCGCACGCGGCACGCUGUUUCAACACCGAGAAUCACCAACAACCCUAGUCUGAUUCAAGCAUAUUUUUCAAAUUAGUGAAAUACGUUUUACCAAACUAAUUAGAUACAAAUAAAUAGACAGACUGAAUA
This is a messenger RNA of Maniola jurtina (meadow brown), 2529 nucleotides long. Its product is annotated as cingulin-like. The coding region runs from base 50 to 2476 and encodes 808 amino acids. The transcript is spliced from 19 exons. The record is from RefSeq and is a predicted model, not a curated record. Lineage: Eukaryota; Metazoa; Arthropoda; Insecta; Lepidoptera; Nymphalidae.